AUGGUCGGAUGUCGGAUCAGGAACAGGAAGUGAAGUCACCGUUGUGGCUGUGUGAGUUAGCUCGAGUCCAAGCGACUCUUCUGAUUAAAGUUGAGUAAUUAAAAGGGACUUCAUGGUUGAUUAAAGUCCGUGUGUGGUUGAGAAGCAGCGCUGCGUGGAUCUUCAGCUGAUAUUACAGUAGUGUCUGUGAGUACUGUAGUAUUACCGCGGUAUAUCGCUGAUAUCUCUCGGAUUCACGCAGCUCUCUGGAAACAUCGAGGGACUGGCUCAUGUUUGUUUGACAUUCAUUCCUUUUUUAUUCAAUUUUAUAAAAGAAGAGGAUCAAAGUCACUCGUAAUAAAUGCCAGAGACUGCUGAGGACUGAAAUCAUGGAGCGCAGCUGAACGAACACAUCCACAGCCGAGUCAUGUCUCUGCCGGAGGAAGCAGGGGAUCGUGGGAAGGAGCGGGAGCGCGGCGCACGUCCCAAGGUUCGUCAGAGCCGCUCCGAGGAGAGACGAGACGGAGGGAGGCGGAAGAGCAGGACAAGGAAGAAGAAGAGCCACCCGUCACAUGACCUGACCUCGGAGCGGCCCUUGAGCGACGGCUUCCAGUACGGAGAUCUGCUGGAGUCCAGCUCAUCCUCUCAGGUCCUGGGAUCGUCCGGAUCCCUGCUGUCCGAACCGGUCUCCACCAAACACUCCCUCGCCUCUGACUCCAGGAGCAGCAGGACGCUCCGCCAGAAGAUCCAGGACGCAGUGGGCCAGUGUUUCCCCAUCAAGAGCCAAGUCCUGUCCCCCUCGCCGUCCUCCAGGCGUAAGAUCCUCCUCAGCGAGCUCAUGCUGGACAGCUGUCCGUUCCCCGCCGGCUCGGACCUGGCACAGAAGUGGUACCUCAUCAAGCAGCACACGGCUCCCAUCUCUCAAGCUCCGGUUCUAGACUCCCGACCCACGCUUGCUGUGGAGGACGAGGACGACCGCUUACGAGAGAGACGCCGGAUUAGCAUCGAGCAGGGAGUCGAACCUCCACCCAACGCUCGGAUACACACCUUCGAAGUGACGGCACAAAUCAACCCGCUGUACAAGCUCGGACCCAAACUAGCUCCGGGGAUGAAUGAGUUAGCCGGAGACGAGCGUGCGACGCUGCUCCUGCAGAGCUGUUUGGAGACGCUGGAUGAGGUCACUGCGUCCAGCACACCGUCUGACCCGGACUCGACCGCUGCGUCCCCGUCCUCACGCUCCCUCUCCGUCGCGCCUCUAGUUCAGCCGGACAGUCCCAAAUCACUCCACGGAUUCCAUCGCAUCCACACACAGAUCGACUACAUCCACUGUCUAGUCCCCGAUCUGCUCCGGAUCACUAACCUGCCGUGCUACUGGGGCGUCAUGGACCGAUACCAAGCCGAAACACUGCUGGAAGGCAAACCCGAAGGAACGUUCCUCCUGCGUGACUCUGCUCAGGAAGACUACCUGUUCUCGGUCAGCUUCCGGAGGUAUGGACGCUCGCUGCACGCACGGAUCGAGCAGUGGAACCAUAACUUCAGCUUCGACGUGCACGACCCCAGUGUGUUCCACGCUCCCACCGUCACCGGUCUGCUGGAGCACUAUAAAGACCCCAACUCCUGCAUGUUCUUCGAGCCGCUGCUGUCGAACCCCAUCCACCGCUCGCAGCCCUUCAGCCUGCAGCGCAUCUGCCGCGCCGUCAUCAGCAGCAGAACCUCGUACGACGGCAUCAACGCUCUGCCGCUGCCCAGCGCUCUGAAGGAGCACCUGAAGGAGUACCACUACAAGCAGCGCGUGCGCAUCCGCAGACUGGACACCUGCUGGGACUGACCACACGUGCCCUGAUCGAACCACGCCAGUGCCUUCCCCACGCUUCUCACUGUGAGCGCUGAACGCUGUUAGCUCUUCCUUAUGACAAUGAACGGAGUAACACUGAAUCUGUAUUCUGUAUUUAUGAUCGUUCUCAAGACGAGGGAGUUAAGACCCGUUCAGGCCGAGAGCGAUAACUGUAACGAUGAUUAUAACACUGACUAGGGCUGCACAACUACGCAAUCGUUCAAAGUCCUCUCCUUUUAUUCUGUGUCCUUUACUUUCUACAUCUUAUCUUAAGGUUUUGUCAUUGUUUUAAUUUUAGUUUUAUGUAACAUUAUAAUACGAUUCAUAUUUUUACUUUUUUUAUGAUUUAAAGAAACCAAUUCGAUUUAUGGUUGACAUUCGUGGGUUAAUACUGUAGAAACGUACAAAGUUUUUCAGCUUGUUUAUUUUCAUAUAAGAAUAAGGCAUACAGUUGCAUCAAACAAUGGUAUAAACAUAAUAUAGUUUUAAUUGUUAUAAGCGUAAUUAACAAUCGCAAGUACAAAUUCAAGGGAAUAAUGAAGAGUUAUGAUCUUUGCUAUAAUUGUGCAGCCCUACACUGACGUAACCCUUCCGCUGACCAUUGAAUGUCCAUUUUUAAAUUAUAUUAGGUGUCAUUUUUAUCAAGAACAUAUAUUAAAUAAUCUUCCCUCGAAACGCCAUUGGGAUAGUUUUGAGAAGCGAUUGGCAGGUUUUGUUGUAAACACUGUGUAACACUGACUCUAAAGUUGACUUUUACGAUAUUGAUCGACUAUAACUAUGUUACAUUGAAUAUAAUGAUGACUUGAACAACCACAACAGCGAUAAUUAUAACGAUAAUUAUAUUAGCGCGCUCAUAAUUAACGGUCCGUUUAUUUUAAGGGCGUGCUGUCGCUUUAAAUUCUCAAGCGCUGUAGAGUUGGUGGAUUCUGAUUGGCUGUCAGUGUUUUUAUCGUUCAUCAGCUGAAAUCGUUUCUCUGUUGUGAUUGUAAUAGUGCUGACAUGCUAUUCUCUCGGAGUUAGAGUUAUUAUUAAAAGCUAUCGCUACAGUUAUCGUUCUUUAAUUCCUCGCAUCAGAUGACGUCAGAGAUCUCGAUCUUCAUCACAUCAGUCUCUCACUCAUUCCACACACAAACGGGCGAUUAGAGUUUGAAUCCGGAUUCUCUGGUUUUCCAUCUGAGCGUCAGAAACGGAUUGGAGAAACGCUCAUUCAUUCAUCAUUCUUUCCACUCCAUUGCUUUUGUUUUUAAUGUUCUGUUUCUGUGUUUUGUUGCAAUCCCACAAUUGAUUUAUUUAAUCUAGAAACCAAAUAUUUGAGCAUUUUCAACUACUGAAACCUCAUUGAAAAACAACAGCAACGAGUGAAUCUUCAACAACAGGUCUAUUAGAAAUGCUUGUAAAACUCUGACCAUGUUAAAGAUGUUCCGGAAACUGCAGCACUGAAUCUGAACCGAAGGAUGUGUUUGGAGACUAAACUAAAUCAGAUCAGCCGGAUGUUUUCUAUGAAAUGGAUUGCUUUUUGUUUUGUGUCGGUUUCAGGAGGACCAUCAUGAAUGUCACAAACUUCUUGCCUGUUUUUUUUUUUUUUUUGUUUGACACUGGUAUUUAUUUAUUUUCUAUUUAAGGCUUGCCUAAUAUUCUUAACAUUUUCCUUAUGUAUUUCUGAUUUAUUAAAGCCAAGUGUGAAUAAUUUUAUUGAUGUGUAUGGUGUAAAAAAGCACAUAUUAAUAAACUGUAUGUAUCUUUUCUCA
Messenger RNA from Carassius gibelio (silver crucian carp), 3561 nucleotides. Its product is annotated as suppressor of cytokine signaling 5. The transcript has 2 exons. Gene Ontology annotation, cellular component: phosphatidylinositol 3-kinase complex. Gene Ontology annotation, molecular function: 1-phosphatidylinositol-3-kinase regulator activity. Gene Ontology annotation, biological process: intracellular signal transduction; phosphatidylinositol phosphate biosynthetic process. The record is from RefSeq and is a predicted model, not a curated record. The coding region runs from base 407 to 1807 and encodes 466 amino acids. NCBI's taxonomy places the organism in Eukaryota, Metazoa, Chordata, Actinopteri, Cypriniformes, Cyprinidae.